AUGUUUGUUGCGCUGUACGCUCUUAUAGCUUCUUCGCAUGUUCUCGCACAAGGUGGAUCCCAGCAAGCUCCUGUCACCAACGUUCCAAUUGUUGGAUCUCAGCCAGCUCCUGUAACCAAUGUUCCAACCAUUGGAUCCCAGCCAGCUUCUGUCACAAAUGUUCCACCUAUUGGACCACCUAUUGGAUCCCAGCAAGCGCCUGUCACCAGUCUUCCACCAACAGUUCCACCCGCUGGAUCAGGAGACUUGCAGUCUGGCGCCCAGCAAGCUACUGUCACCUCUGUUGCACCUAUUGGACCCCAGCAAGCUCCUGUCACCAAUGUUCCAACUAUCGGAUCCCAGCAAGCUCCUGUCACCAAUGUUCCAACUACUGGAUCUCAGCCAGCUCCUAUCACCAAUCUUCCAACUAUUGGAUCCCAGCCAGCUCCUGUCGACAAUGUUCCAACUAUUGGAUCCCAGCCAGCUCCUGUCACCAGUUUUCCACCAAUAGUUCCACCCGCUGGAUCAGCAGACUUCCAAUCUGGCUCUCAGCAAGCUCCUGUCACCACUUUUACACCUCUUGGACCUCAGCAAGCUCCUGUCACAAAUGUUACCCCUAUUGGAUCCCAGCAAGCUCCUGUCACAGCUGUUGCGCCUAUAUUUCCCCCCAUGGCGGGUGUACCUAACCCAAUUGCUGUUGCGCCCGAUGGCACAUCUCCUGCGCCUAACGCCCCUACGGACCCCACAAAGAAGCCGAAGCUGGCAGCCGGAGUGCUUAAUGCAAUUUCGGGAGGGUUAGUCUGA
Molecule: messenger RNA, 783 nt
Organism: Melampsora larici-populina 98AG31
Lineage: Eukaryota; Fungi; Basidiomycota; Pucciniomycetes; Pucciniales; Melampsoraceae
Exons: 1
Coding region: 1-783 (260 amino acids)
Source: RefSeq, a predicted model, not a curated record